GAGGAGGAAAGGAAGUAACGAAACCCCAUUGCACUCCAACAACAAUAUCAAUAUCACCACCACUUGCGUCGCUCCAUUCUUUCUUCCACUGCUCUCUCCUCUUCUCUGCUCACUCUACAUCACUCAUACUAACGAACCGAACCGGAAACCCCUUUAAACCAACCACCGGUUCAUUUCUGAACCCAAGAAAUGGCCGCUUUGUUACCUUGCGUGCCCAGCUUAGUCUCCGUUCCGUUCGGGAACAACUGGAGCAGAACCCAUCUACCACACCGACCUCACUCCUUCUCCGGUUCGACCAGGCACUUCCUUCGCGGUUCGCUCUCCGUAGCCCGGUUCGGUCUCAAACCCGGUUUCUUGCCCGACCCGGACGCCGCCGCCGCAGCCGAAGGCGUUAUCAGAGAGCUGUUCACCCGAGCGGAGGGUUUUCUUUACACGGUUGCCGAUGCCGCCGUUUCUUCUUCCGACACGGCGGCCACCACCACCACCACCGCCUCUGUCAAACAGAACAACGAUUGGUUCUCUGGAAUCGCCAAUUACAUGGAAACCGUUCUCAAGAUACUCAAGGAUGGACUUUCUUCUGUACAUGUGCCAUAUGCUUAUGGUUUUGCAAUUAUACUUCUCACGGUUCUCGUAAAAGCUGCCACAUUUCCAUUGACAAAAAAACAGGUUGAAUCUGCCAUGGCUAUGCGAACUUUGCAACCACAAAUAAAAGCUAUCCAGCAACGGUAUGCUGGUGAUCAGGAGAGAAUUCAACUUGAAACGGCUCGGUUGUAUAAAUUAGCAAACAUUAAUCCUCUAGCAGGAUGCCUCCCCACACUCGCAACUAUACCAGUGUGGAUCGGGCUAUAUCGAGCACUUUCAAAUGUGGCAGAUGAGGGACUGCUUAAUGAAGGCUUCUUCUGGAUACCUUCUCUUGCUGGUCCAACUACAAUUGCAGCUCGUCAAAAUGGCGGUGGUAUCUCUUGGCUUUUUCCUUUUGUGGAUGGUCACCCUCCCCUCGGAUGGUCAGAUACAUUGGCUUACCUUGUAUUGCCGGUCUUGCUGGUUUUCUCUCAGUACAUCUCUGUCCAAAUAAUGCAAUCAUCACAGGCUAAUGAUCCCAACAUGAAGACUUCUCAAGCCUUAACCAAUUUCCUUCCAUUAAUGAUUGGUUAUUUUGCUCUCUCAGUUCCUUCUGGUCUCAGCCUUUACUGGUUAACAAACAAUAUACUGAGUACUGCACAACAAGUAUUUCUUCAAAAGUCAGGAGGUGCAAAAAACCCUGUGAGUCCGGUACAAGAUGAUAUCAUGAAGGAUAACCUGACGCAGAUUCCGAAGCCAUUAUCUAAACUCAGCUCCACAAAAGUGGAAGACGCCACUCAAGCCAGGCAAGGUGAGAAAUCGACAUCAGAGGGGCCUCAACGUGGUGAGAAGUUUAGGCAAAUAAUGGAGCAAGAGGCAAGGAGAAAAAAGCAGAGAGAAGAAGAAAAAAGGAAAGCCGAGGAAGCAGCAGCUAAAGCAACACAUGAUAAAACAAUAGAAGGGGGAAAUCAAACCGAAGGUGAUUUAGUUGUUGAAAAAUCUCAGUCUGUGGCUGCUGAUACUGAUCUACCCAUAUCUGGAAUAGUAAACGGUAACCAAUCAAGUAAAGAUUUGGAAGGAAAUCAGAAUUCCACAUCUACAUCUGAGACAGAAAACGACCAAGUUUCUGCUCAUUCCAAAGUUGGAAUAAAUGACAAAAGUCUAGACCAGGAACCAAGAGAAGUAUUAACAACCACAGCCACCACAAAAAAGCAACCUCCACGAGAAGACCAAGAUCAUGUGGCAAAGGAUUGAGGAGUUAUAUAUUCAGCUGCUUGCAGAUUGACUAGCCCCUAGUUGCCAUCGAUAGGCUAUAUUAGCAAUGGAUCCUCCCUUUCAAAUUGAGGUCUCUGGUUGACACGGUACAAUGCCACAGAAAUGAUGGGAUCAACAACAUUCCAGGUUUCUACAAUUGCUGUGAGCGACAUGUCGGGUUUGAUGGCUAAGUUCGCAGCUUCUAGUUUGAGUUGUAUUAUAUCGUUUUAAUCAAUUUUUAUUAAUUAAUGAAGAUAAUAAAUACCUGUUUAAGGUAGAUGCUUCACAAGAAUAUCACAAUAUAAAGUCUGAUACUGUUUUUGUUUCUCCUUGUAUGAUGGUUAUGUUAACAUCCGGCCUGGGUUUGUAUACAAUAUGCUGUUGCAAUAGACGGUGAUUGGAGUUAUCCAUAAUGUGUUUAUUCCCCACAAAAGUGGAAGCAUGUAGUAGGACUACACAGUAGAUGUUUUAAUUUUUUGAGGAAUAAAUAACUUUUUAUCC
Lotus japonicus is the source of this 2316-nucleotide messenger RNA. Its product is annotated as ALBINO3-like protein 1, chloroplastic. Gene Ontology annotation, molecular function: membrane insertase activity. The coding region runs from base 190 to 1815 and encodes 541 amino acids. Gene Ontology annotation, biological process: protein localization to chloroplast; thylakoid membrane organization; protein insertion into membrane. The transcript is spliced from 11 exons. The record is from RefSeq and is a predicted model, not a curated record. Gene Ontology annotation, cellular component: chloroplast thylakoid membrane. Lineage: Eukaryota; Viridiplantae; Streptophyta; Magnoliopsida; Fabales; Fabaceae.